This is a messenger RNA of Ceratotherium simum simum (southern white rhinoceros), 2732 nucleotides long. It is a transcript of the gene MOCOS, whose product is annotated as molybdenum cofactor sulfurase. Gene Ontology annotation, biological process: Mo-molybdopterin cofactor biosynthetic process. Lineage: Eukaryota; Metazoa; Chordata; Mammalia; Perissodactyla; Rhinocerotidae. Gene Ontology annotation, molecular function: molybdenum cofactor sulfurtransferase activity; pyridoxal phosphate binding; molybdenum ion binding. The record is from RefSeq and is a predicted model, not a curated record.
CCCGGGCGGCGCGGCUGGCAGGCCUGGGUCAUGGCCGGCGGGACGGCGCAGCCGGGGGCCGAGCUGCUGGACUUCGCGCAGUUCCGGGAGUCGAGCGCGCGGCGGCUCGUCUAUGGCUACGGCCGGCGCAGUCUGCGCGAACUGCGGGCGCGAGAAUUCGGCCGCCUGGCAGGAACUGUCUAUCUUGACCAUGCAGGAGCCACAUUGUUCCCUGAGAGCCAGCUCACAAACUUCACUAAAGAUCUCACGGAAAAUGUUUAUGGCAACCCUCACAGCCAGAACAUCAGCAGCAAGCUCACCCAUGACACCGUGGAGCAGGUGCGCUACAGGAUCCUGGCGCACUUCCACACCUCCCCAGAGGAUUACAGUGUGAUUUUCACGGCCGGGAGCACGGCUGCUCUUAAACUGGUGGCAGAGGCCUUCCCGUGGGUGUCCCCGGGCCCGGAGAGCAGCGGGAGUCGGUUCUGUUACCUCACCGACAGCCAUACAUCUGUGGUGGGCAUGAGGAAGGUCACCAUGGCCAUGAACGUCACUUGCAUCCCGGUCAGGCCAGAGGACGUGUGGUUGGCGGAGAAACAGGGUACUGCCGCCAGCGACCCCGACUGCCAGCUUCCGCAUCUCUUCUGUUACCCAGCUCAGAGUAACUUUUCCGGAACCAGAUACCCCCUGUCUUGGAUAGGAGAGCUCAAGUCCGGGCAGAUGUGCCCUGUGAGCGUUCCUGGGAAGUGGUUCGUGCUGCUCGAUGCAGCCUCCCAUGUGAGCACCUCACCUUUGGACCUGUCGGUUCACCAGGCCGACUUUGUCCCCCUCUCCUUCUAUAAGAUCUUCGGAUUCCCCACUGGCCUGGGCGCUCUGCUGGUGAAUAAUCGUGUGGCUCCUCUGCUGAGGAAAACCUACUUUGGCGGAGGCACAGCGGCUGCCUACCUUGCAGGAGAAGACUUCUAUGUCCCCAGGCAGUCGAUGGUUGAAAGGUUUGAAGAUGGCACUAUUUCAUUCCUUGACAUAAUAGCACUGAAACAUGGAUUUGAUGCCCUAGAGCGCCUCACAGGUGGAAUGGAGAAUAUCAAGCAGCACACCUUUACCCUGGCCCAGUACACCUACACUGCCCUGUCCGCUCUCCGGUACCCCAACGGAGCCCCCGUGGCACGGAUUUACAGCGACACUGAGUUCAGCAGCCCUGAGGUUCAGGGUCCAAUCAUCAAUUUUAAUGUGCUCGACGACAAUGGGAACAUCAUUGGUUACUCCGAGGUGGAUAAAAUGGCCAGUCUUUACAACAUCCAUGUGCGGACUGGCUGCUUCUGUAACACUGGGGCCUGCCAGAGGCAUCUGGGGAUAAGCAACGAGAUGGUCAAGAAGCAUCAUCAGGCUGGUCACGUCUGUGGAGACAAUGUGGACCUCAUAGAUGGGCAGCCGACAGGAUCUGUGAGGAUUUCAUUUGGAUACAUGUCUACCCUGGAGGAUGCCCAGGCCUUUCUCAGGUUCAUCAUAGCAACCCGACUGUGCCCAUCUGAUGGCCAGCAUCUCCUUCAGGCCACCCCCGGGGAGCCUGCAGCCCUGCUAGCAGAGAGCGAGGCUGAGAACGCUGUGCCUGCCACCGUGGACAGACGUAGUCCUUCACCUCAGGAAGAUGCUUCCUCAGACUCUGGGAUUUGGAACGACUUGCCCAUUGCUGUGGAUGCUGGGGGUUUGCACCCACCUCUGCUGGAGGUCACCAGGACCCAGCAGACCCCUUCAGAGAAAGCUGCAGGAGUCCCGGAUGGGGGCCUAGGGCCACAUGUUGUCACCAACCUUUACCUCUACCCGAUCAAAUCUUGUGCUGCGUUUGAGGUGACCAGGUGGCCUCUAGGAAAGCAAGGGCUGCUGUACGACCGGAGCUGGAUGGUUGUGAAUCACAACGGCAUUUGCCUGAGUCAGAAGCAGGAGCCCCGGCUCUGCCUGAUCCAGCCCUUCAUUGACCUGCAGCAAGGGAUCAUGGUCGUCAAAGCCAAAGGGAUGGAGCCUAUAGAGGUGCCUCUUGAGGAAAACAAUAAACAGGCUCAGAUUUGCCAAAGCAAGGUCUGUGCGGACAGGGUAAAUACUUAUGAUUGUGGAGAAGAAAUUUCAAGCUGGUUGUCAAAGCUUUUGGGCCGUCCAUGUCAUUUGAUCAAACAAAGUUCAAACUUUCAAAGAAACGCAAGGAAGAAACACGGCAAAGAUCCAUCUCCUGGUACAACAGCCACCCUUUCUCUGGUGAAUGAGGCCCAGUAUCUGCUGAUAAAUAGAUCCAGUGUUUUAGAACUUCACCAGCAACUAAACACCAGCGAUGAGAACGGAAAGGUGGAAUCAUUCCCAAUGAAAGACCUCAUCUCACGUUUUCGUGCCAAUAUUGUUACCAAUGGAACAAGGGCUUUUGAAGAAGAGAAAUGGGAUGAGAUUUCAAUUGGUUCCUUGCGUUUCCAGGUUUCGGGGCCUUGUCACAGAUGCCAGAUGAUUUGCAUCGACCAGCAAACCGGGCAACGAAAUCAAGAUGUUUUCCGAAAGCUUUCUGAGAGUCGAGAGAGAAAGGUGAACUUUGGAGUGUACCUGAUGCAUACGGCUUUGGAUUUAUCGUCUCCAUGUUUCCUGUCUGUAGGAUCUCAGGUGCUCCCUGUGUUGAAAGAAAAUGCAGAACGCCACCAUUUACCUGCUUCUGAAAAACAUCAGGAUGUUAUCGCCUAAAUUUCUUUUCAGCGUAAAUUAAAAUUUCUCUUUUA